Messenger RNA from Labeo rohita (rohu), 2505 nucleotides. RefSeq names its product protein NLRC3-like. NCBI's taxonomy places the organism in Eukaryota, Metazoa, Chordata, Actinopteri, Cypriniformes, Cyprinidae. Bases 52 to 2505 code for a protein of 817 amino acids. The transcript has 7 exons. The record is from RefSeq and is a predicted model, not a curated record.
AGAUCGGGCUCAGAUGUGUUUAGCUCUGUGUCUGUGAAGAGUGACCGUUCAAUGGACCCUCCACCAAGAUUAAGUGAGGAAACACCAUCUAUCAAAAGUGUAAGAUCGGGCUCAGAUGUGUUCAGCUCUGUGUCUGUGAAGAGUGACCGUUCAAUAGGAGAACCAGUAAAUUUCAGUGAGGAAACACCAUCUAUCAAAAGUGUUAUUGAAAGAUCAGGCUCACAUGUGUUCAGCUCUGUGUCUGUUAAAAGUGACAAGUCACUUAAAAAUCCACCAAACUUAAGUGAGGAAACACCGUCAUCUACCAAAAGUGUAAGAUCGGGCUCAGAUGUGUUCAGCUCUGUGUCUGUGAAGAGUGACAGUUCAAUGGAACGACCACAAAAUUUAAGUGAGGAAACACCAUCUAUCAAAAGGGUUCAAGAGACUCACAGGUACCAAGAGAAUUUCAAAGACAAUCUCCUGUCAAUAUUCCAGGAUCUUGAGAACAAAAUGAUCCCAUUUCUGAAAAGUGAGCUGGAGAAAUUUAUGAAUAUAUUACAAAAAAAGAACAUACAAUACUUAGUGGAGGACUUUAAUAAGAAUAGAUGUGAUACCAAGGAAGCAGCUCUUGAUCUCACCCUCUGCUUCCUGAGAGAGAUGAAGCAAGAUGAAGCUGCUGAUACUCUAGAAGAUGAGCUGGUCUUCAUUCAUCAACUAAAAUGUAACCUAAAGAAGAAGUAUCAAUGUGUGUUUGAAGGAAUUGCAAAGCAUGGUGACUCUACACUUCUGAAUAACAUCUACACAGAUCUAUAUAUCACUCAGGGUGGUAGUAAACACAUCAAUAUUGAACAUGAAGUAAGACAGAUUGAAGUUGCUUCCAGGCAUCUUGAAUCACAAGAGAUACAGGUUGAAUGCACAAAGAUGUUUCAAGCUCCUGAACAAGAAAAAAAGAUCAGAACUGUACUGACGAAAGGAGUUGCUGGCAUUGGAAAAACAAUCUCUGUGCAAAAGUUUGUUUUGGACUGGGCUGAAGGACAAGAAAAUCAAGAUAUCAGGUUUAUAUUUCCUCUUCCAUUUAGAGAGUUGAACCUAAAGGAGAAAGAAACACAAAGCUUGAUAAGCAUUAUAAGUCAGUUUUUCCCAGAGACAAAAAGACUGAACCUUAUCAGAAGGAAUCAGUUCAAAGUUCUGUUUAUCCUUGAUGGUUUGGAUGAAUGUCGUCUUCCUUUAAACUUCGAUGGUAAUGAGACGUGGCAUGAUGUAUCAUCACCAGCCUCUCUGGAUGUUCUCCUAACAAACCUCAUCAAGGGAAAUCUGCUUCCUUCUGCUCUCAUCUGGAUCACAACCAGACCAGCAGCUGCCAGUAAGAUUCCUCCUGACUGUAUCGACCGGGAGACAGAGAUACGAGGGUUCAAUGAUGCACAAAAGGAAGAGUACUUUAAAAAAAGGUUCAUGGAUCAGAAUCUCGCCAGUGAAAUUAUUGAUCAUGUAAAAAAAUCAAAGAGUCUUUUUAUCAUGUGCCACAUCCCAGUCUUCUGCUGGAUUUCAGCCACUGUUCUCCAGAAUAUUUUGGAGGAGAAAAAAAAUUAUGGUCUGAAAAACAAUCAGGCUGAUGACACCUCCAAAGCGCUGCAGGAAUCAAAUAAUGAAGACAUUCCUAAGACUCUGACGCAAAUGUAUACACAUUUUCUCCGCUUUCAGAUAGUGCAAAGCAGACGGAAGUAUGAUGGACAGUAUGCUCCAGAUAUUUCCUGGGAUAAAGAUGCCAUCCAUUCACUGGGUAAACUGGCAUUUCAUCAGCUGGAAAGAAACAACCUGAUCUUCUAUGACACAGAUCUGGAAGCCUGUGGUAUUGACAUCUAUAAGGCAUCAGUGUAUUCAGGCAUGUGUACCCAGAUCUUUAAAGAGGAAACGGGAAUCAUUCUUGGUACCAUGUACUGCUUUGUUCACUUGAGCAUUCAAGAGUUUAUUGCGGCCCUUUAUGCACAUCUGUUUCUAGACAUCAACAAGAAGAGUGUGUUUGUUUAUGAGUCUACAGAACAAGAAAACAGAAAUAAAACCAUGAUUGAUUUGCUCAAGACUGCAGUGGACAAGGCACUUGAGAGUGACAGUGGACACCUGGACCUUUUUCUUCGCUUUCUUCUCGGUUUGUCACUCCAAUCCAAUCGACUACUUUUACAAGGUCUGUUGACACAGCAAGAUGCCAUCGACCAGAGCAAAAAGGAAAUAGUUCAGUACAUCAAGCAGAAAUUAGAGGAUAAUUUGUCUCCAGAGAGAUCCAUCAAUCUGUUCUACUGUCUGAAUGAACUGAACGACCAAACUCUGGUGAAAGAGAUUCAAACCCACCUUAGUAAAGGAAGUCUCUCAUCUACUGAUCUUUCACCUGCCCAGUGGUCUGCUUUGGCCUUUGUGUUGUUGACAUCAGAGGAGGAGCUGGAGGAGUUUGAUCUUCAGAAAUUCAAGAAAUCUGAUGAGUGUCUUAUUAGACUAUCGGCAGUCAUCAAAACCUCCAAAAGAGCUUUGUAA